Molecule: messenger RNA, 1759 nt
Organism: Chionomys nivalis (European snow vole)
Lineage: Eukaryota; Metazoa; Chordata; Mammalia; Rodentia; Cricetidae
Gene: Tmem203
Product: transmembrane protein 203
Exons: 1
Coding region: 213-623 (136 amino acids)
Biological process (GO): intracellular calcium ion homeostasis
Cellular component (GO): endoplasmic reticulum
Source: RefSeq, a predicted model, not a curated record
GGGGCGGCGUUCGCUAGCAUCCCUUUCCGGGUCCAGAUUAGGGGUCUGGAGCAGAGGGGAGCGCCGGAGCCGGGGUCCAGGCCGGGCUGGGCCGCUUGCUGCCUCGCGUGUGCAGCGGCGGCAGCAGGCGGUAGCCAGGCCCGCGGACGAAGCGGGCACGGCCCGGUGCGGGGCGCCGUCGGCCGGACUGCGGCCGGUAGUAAAUAGGCGCGAUGUUAUUCUCGCUGCGGGAGCUGGUACAAUGGCUGGGCUUCGCCACCUUUGAGAUCUUUGUGCACCUCCUGGCUCUGUUGGUGUUCUCCGUGCUUUUGGCACUGCGAGUGGACGGCUUGGCCCCGAGCCUCUCCUGGUGGAACGUAUUUGUGCCCUUUUUCGCCGCCGACGGGCUCAGCACCUACUUCACCACCAUCGUGUCGGUGCGCCUCUUCCAAGACGGGGAGAAGCGACUGGCUGUACUGCGCCUCUUCUGGGUUCUCACAGUCCUUAGCCUCAAGUUUGUCUUUGAGAUGCUCCUGUGCCAGAAGCUAGUGGAGCAAACUCGAGAGCUCUGGUUCGGCCUGAUCACGUCUCCGGUCUUCAUUCUCCUGCAGCUGCUCAUGAUCCGGGCUUGUCGCGUCAACUAGCCUCGUGCAGGGGCUGGAAAUGGAGCACCGCCCAGCUUGAGUGCUGGAUCUCCCAGUUCAGACCCUACUUGGCGCCACACUGGAGGAGCUUUGGUCAGAAAUCAGUGUCUGCUUGUGCCCAGCGUACUGUCCAGUUAUCUCUCUAUAUAAGAUUGUUUCCUCAGCUAAACUUAAAAGUGAAGCCUUGAUUAGUAAAAUUUAUUUCCUGUUAUUCAUGCUAUGCGUUGUCAGAUAAUACUGAACUUUUCUGACAUUUGGAAACUGUGUAUAAGUAAAAUAUCCCCAUAGACUCUGAGUAUUUCCCAUGGUGAUGUACCCCUUUCUGAAUCAGCUUGUUCACUCAGCAGCACUGACCACUGACCUCAACGCUUGCCCCUCCAUUGAUCUAGGCCAGACUUGUUAAACCAUCGAUCGAUAGUGUGGAGAGAGCUUGCGUCACUCUUCCCUGUCCAGGGGAAGAAUAGUCCUUUCUUCAUUUCAUCCCACACAGAGACAUCAGACUGUUGCAAAAAGGCAUGAAUAGGAUUAUCUGCAGUCUGAGAAAAAACUCUUGGUCUCAAGGCAUUGCUUUCCUGGCCCAACAGAUUGCAGUUUCAGGGCGAUCCCCACCACCUGGUGGCAGGCAUCAUUAGUACACCUGAGCUAGACAAACCUCUCUGAAGGACCAAAGACAGGAACAGGUUCUCCCGUGCUCUUGGCAAUGGGUACUUUACAUAAGAGCUUGUGAACAGCUUGAAUUUAUUGACCCAAGGUCUUUGAUUUUAUGUCAGUCGUGUGCCAAAUGAGACUGUUUGCUGAGAUGGGAAGAAUGUUUCUUGAAAUCAACAAUAUAUACCUAGACAUCUCAAUGUUUGAGUAGGUGAACGUGAAGAUGUUUCUUGCCAUGUGGACAGCGGCUCACAGGGCUGAGGUGGUUGGUGCCCCGGAACGUAUGGUAGAGCACAAUGGGUGUUAGACUAAAUAUUUUUGGAAAGUUCUUGUUUCUUAUUUUAGAAGAUGGGUAACUUGCACCACUACUGUCCCAGCUGAAAACAAGAGACUGUACUUCCUAGAGCGCCAUAACAGAGCCCUUGACUCCGUGUUAGUGUGCAUGCCACUGGUGAGCUCUGAUGACACCCUAUAAAGUUGAAAAAUGA